AUGGCCUUUGCCAAGAAGUUCUUUAGGGUUAGGGAAAAGACACCUUUAGGUUUCUGUGAUGGUCCCCAAAUGACUGUCUCUGAGUUUCCCAACUAUCCAAAAUACCACGCAACAUACAGACCCGUGGGGCAAAUCCACCGGGUUGCCGCGGAGGGAGAUGCGGGCCGGAUGGAGAUUCUCAUCAUGCUUGGACAAUGCAGCGUGUUCGACAGGGACCACAAGAACAGGACAGCUUUGCAUUUUGCCUGUGUCUAUGGCCGGCUCCCAGUGGUGAACAUUCUAUUGAAAAACAAUUGUGAGAUCGAUGCUUUUGACAAGAGACAAAUCACACCUCUGAUGAAGUCUGUCCAAUGCUGGAAACAGAAGUGUGCAGCCGUCCUCCUGGAGCACGGCGCUGAUCCGAACAUUCGGGAUAGCAGCGGCAACUGCGCCCUGCACUAUGCUGUGUACAACGGGCACAAAGACAUGGCCGCACUACUGCUUGAAUACCACGCCAAUAUCGAACAAAAGACCAAAGAUGGCUUCACACCACUGUUGCUGGCACUCAGAGAAAAGAGGGUAGAGGUGGCAGAAUUUUUAGUCAAGAAAGGAGCAGACAUACAUGUUGUAGAUGACAUGCAAAGAAACACCUUGAUGUAUGCUAUACGAUGUGGAUCAAAAGAUAUAGCCAUGUUACUCCUUCAAAAAGGCAUUGAUUUCUUCUACAAGGAUGUCUUUGGAUGGACAGCGUUACGCUACGCUGUCGAAGGUCAUUGUACUUUUAGACAGAUGCUUCUGGAUUUCGAGGAAAACAUACAUAAUAACAAAAAAGAUAAUGAACCAGAACAAAUGGAUUCUGGAAAUGACUCAUUGGCCAGGAUUUCCGGUUGUUGUAGUCCCGGGCUCCCCUUGCCUGUCGUGAAGGAAGAGGAGUGUAGCUGUGACGCCAAGGUCAAAGGCCCCUCUGCGGAGUGCGCUUCCUUGUGCCAGUCUGCCGCUGAAGUCAGAGAAUCUGUGGCCACUGAAGUCAGAGAAUCUGUGGCCACUGAAGCCAGAGAAUCUGUUACAAAUGAAACAAUAGAAAAAACAGAGCUGCUCCCAUUCCUACCAGAGUUAGAAUUGAUAUCAGUGGAGGAAGAUAUUCCCGAUGAAAGUGAAAACAAUCAGCUGCUGAGUACCUUGGAGCAUCUUCCACAAAAGAAUGUUGGCCAUUUAUCUGGUACAGGAUAUCAAAUGGGAAACAUUAAUAUCAGUGGACAAAUGAAAGAGUUUGACGAGGAGCAUUCUCAAUUGACGACUCCUAUUGAAAUCAAAGAUGAUGAUUUCAAAGAAGCAUCGACAACAAAGAACACGCCAGCCUUCAAAUCAGAAAAAAAGUCCAGUCCCACAACGGCUAUUACAUGUCUUGUUUUAAAACCUGUACAGAUGAAAACUCCUCUUCCAUGCAAAGCACCAGCAAGGAAAGAAGUAAAAGCAUUUGGCCCAGGUACAGUCCGCCGUCUUUCUGGCAUUGUGUCUGGUUUGAAUCUGCGCAGGUCUUACCUAUGCUGCGCAAAUCUCCGUGAGCGCAUCUGUGUUUCAGUCCCGCUGCACCUGAAAGAUGCUUUCUCUUCGGAAUCACCCGUCUGCUCCGGCCUUACACCUUCUCUACAUCUGCUUCAACCUCAACCAAUGGGCACUGCACAUUCAUCCAUGGCUGAAGAUGAAAGAGGAGUCAAUGCAGUAAGUGACCAAGAGAAAGGUCUUCAUUCUGAAUACUCUGAAUUAAAGGUAAAAAUGUUCUUAUUUUGUAUCCUUAACGUCCUACUAUAUGACGUACAGGCGUACCAUCAAACAUCUUGUUUCAAACUCAUGCAGGAUGCCAUUGAAAAUCAAGACUUAGUGUUAAUGGAAGACUCAACAGUGAAGCAGGAAGAAUCACUCACGGCAGGUGUCAAAACUGCACAGCUGAGGUCGGAGGAGGAGCAGACAGGAAGGUGUGGCAGUGGCAAGAAGCAGAGGAAGCCUUUUUUUGAGCAACUUCAACUGAAAUGGAACGUCCGAGUGUGUGUAAAUCCUGAAGUACGUGUGAAACAUGCUGCUGAAGAGAGAGGAGUCACAACAGCACAACUGAGACCCAAGAAAGAACAAACAGGAAGGUUUGGCAGUGACAAGAAGCAGCGGAAGGAAGUCUCGACGUAUCUUGGGAAGGCUUUAGGCAACCUCCAUGCAGUUCCUUACCGAUGUUCAUUUUAUCAGCCCAUCUUUGAGCGACUUCAAUCAAAGUGGUGUGCUCAAAUAUCUACGGAUCCUGAAGAAAGCAGAGAAAACACAGGAGCUGCUGAAGAGAAAGGAGCCACAACAGUACAACUGAGGCCGGAGGAGGAACAGACAAAACGAAAUGGCUGUGAUAAGAAGCAGCGGAAGCCCAUCUUUGAGCGAUUUCAACCCAAGUGGAGUGCUCGAGUGUCUGUGGGUCCUGAAGAAAGCAGAGGAAACACUGGAGCCACUGGAGAGAAAGAAUCUCCUAAACUAGUUGCAUCAGAAGAACAAACAGGAUGCCAUGACAGUGAGAAGAAGCCACAGUUGCAUAUCCUAGAGCAAUUUCAGCCAAAGCGGAGUGUUCGGGUAUGUGUGGAGACAAAAGAAGGGGAGAACACAGAAGCCACGGAAACGACGUGCUCUUCUGAUGAAUAUACUGAAUUGAAGUCCGUACAGGCUACCACUGAAAAGCAGGGUUCUGUACCAACUGAAGAUCCAACAAUGGCGCAGGAAAUAUCAUCAAUGGCAGAAACAGACUCAACAGUGAAAUCAAAGGAGAUGCAAAGAAGUCCUGGCUAUGACAACAGUCAGUCAACUGACAUUGACCAUAUAUCCAUGACUGUGGGUCAAAGAAGCAAGGAUCUUGUAAGUGAAGAAGAGGAAGAACCAGGUUUAGAAGCGGCAUCAGGGGAUGAACAAAACAAAUGUUAUAGCAGUGAGAGCAAUCAAUCAUUGGGUGCUGGUGCUGCUGCUGGUGCUGCUGCUGCUGCUGAUGGUGGUAUUGCUGAUUCUACUAUGGAAUCUGGAGAAAUCAAUGACCAGAGAUUUCUUAUUAAGGAGAAUGCAAAACAUGAUGGGCCCCGAAAUAAAACAUCUAAGGGAAAACACAAGGUAACAAAAGAAGUAAGAGCUAUGGUCGAUGUAACUCAGGCAUCUGAAACAGUCUUAGAAGAUGAUUCUGGAGGAUCAUUAAAAAUACAGGAUUUACCCAAUUCCUACAAUGCAUUAUUAGACCUUAAAAAAAUCCAUGAACUACUCAGGAAAAAAAAUCAAAAAAUAGAAAAUAAAAUUAUUGCUCUACGGAAGGAGCUAAAAAAAAGAAGAGAGGAGAAAUCAAAGUUAGAGGAUGAAAUAGUGGAACAGGAUGAAGAACUCUGCAAACUGAGGUAUACUUUAUGCAAAGAAUUCAAGGAGACAAGAAUUAUUCAUAAAAAUAUUAAGAAACAUUUACAUGAAAAACAAAAGCAGUUCAACGAAAGAGUCACAAUGGCAGAGCUUGAAAGGCAUCUGAGGAGUGCAAGAGCCAUCUUGAAGGAGUUGCAAGAAUCACAAAGACAACACAUAGAAACUCUAAAAAUUACCCAGAAGAUGAAAGAUCACUUACAAAGGAUUGAGCAAGAACUUUCUGAGUUAAAAGUUGAAGUAAAAGAGCAAGCUAAGAAAAUGGAAGAGCUUCGUGGGUGUCUGCAAAACUCACCUUUAAAAUUGGAACAAAAUGAAAAAUUGACACAGGCAGGUACUCAAGAAACUUUGGAGGAAUUAUGUGAGAACAUUUUCCCGACGGAUCAGACAGGAAUCAGAAUCCAGAGUCUGCGGUCUGAAUCCUCCAAAAUGAAAACCGGAAAAGACUCAAGUACAAGUGCUCAGAAAAGUUAUGAGCAACAAUGUAUAGAAGAAUUAAGGAUUAGCAAUUCAUUGCUAUUCAAUCUUUACAGGAACAGGAGACUAGAUAAAUCCUGCACACAAGUCCACACCACAGUGGAGCAGGACACAUCUCCUCUGCCCACACCAGAAACAAGGUUUUCUCUUGAGAACCCUUGCGUGGCAAGCAGUUGCCCUCACAGACACUUCUUCCCAUGUGGACACAUGGUUCUGCCAGGAAACCCACGGUCUUCUGAUGACUGCAUGCGAAGCUACCCAGUGACGAUGGAAGACGAGGAAAAUUCGAUCAAAGUACUUACCAAAUUAAAGCAAUCUUUAGAAUAUAAUUUGUAUCAGCAGCAGAAGAAAAAUGAUGAACUACAAAAGGAGAUAACCAGAAAUAAGAAACUCUUGAAAAUGGCAAAAAUUGGGCAAGACAUUGGAGAAUGUAGUUCUGAUGGAAAUUCAAAAACUGGUCAUUUUUGA
Alexandromys fortis (reed vole) is the source of this 4347-nucleotide messenger RNA. It is a transcript of the gene Potea, whose product is annotated as POTE ankyrin domain family member A. The record is from RefSeq and is a predicted model, not a curated record. The transcript is spliced from 42 exons. NCBI's taxonomy places the organism in Eukaryota, Metazoa, Chordata, Mammalia, Rodentia, Cricetidae. Gene Ontology annotation, molecular function: protein binding. The coding region runs from base 1 to 4347 and encodes 1448 amino acids.